CAGCAAAAUGAACGCAGCAGAAAAGUUAACCGUAGUGGACGUGUAUGAUUUGGCACUGGAAAUUGGGAAAGAGUUCGAAACAAUAAUCGAUGCGAAUGGAGUGAACGCAGUCUCGGGCUUGAUUACGAAAGUGGUCAAUGCGUUGGAGUUGAUGGAGACGCUGACAUGCCAAAAUGAGACCGUAAAUGCUACCCUGCAGGAACUGCAGGAAAAGAUCGCUCAGCUCGAAGCGGAAAAGGAGCAAAAGGCUGCAUCGCGGUCGCGUUACGAAAAGGAACUGGAGGCAAUCGAAGAUCAGUGGCGCACCGAGGCGAAAGAGCUGUUCAAAGUGAUUGAUAAGCUGCAGGAAGAAAAUCGUAAGCUACAGCGAGGAAUUGCACAGUCGGCCAGCGAAAACACCCAUCAAUCGGACGAACAACGUUCACGAAACGGUGCACCGAACGAUGACUUUUCGAACGGUUCCAACAUGUCAGACACGGAGACGAGUGUGCUGAAAAAGUCCGAAUACAAACUGCAACUAUCGCAACUGGAGGAAAAGCUGAAACGCAAAGAGAUGGAACUGUGCGAGAAGAUGGCCGAAAUAGAAAGUUUGUCUAGCCAGAACGAUCGCCUGAAGAAAGUAGUGAGUGAAAGCCGCAGGCGGCAAAAGCUUUCGCACAAUCAAAUCAUUACGCUGUGCGAGGAGCGGGCCGAUUUUCUGGCCCAAAUACAGGACCAACAUCACGAAAUACGGGCACUCCGGAUGAAGCUCGGAUUGGCCGAAAAGGAAAACGAAGAUUUGGCGAAUCGGGUAAACGAGGACGAGCGUCCCCGAUUCUCGACCGUGGAGCUGAAAGAGAUGCUUACCGAUCGAAAUGAACUGAAGGCGCGUGUAAGUGAUCUGGAGCAAGAGUUAAUGACGUGCCAAGCCGUUGGAAUUGGGGCGGAAAACGGUAACGUUAAUGCGAGUGUGCUUGAAAAAGAGCCGAGCAGCAGCAACGAGGGACCGGUGGUUGAUUUUAGCGAACUACCCGUACAAGGCCCAUUGCCGUACGAACCGGAUGAUGCACCGUGGAAAAAGAGCAACGAAAGUGGCAUAAGAAAAUUCUUUCGCAAAUUAUUCAAUGAAACCUCGUCUGAUUGUUCGAGCUUCUCGCAGCGUUCGUUGUCAACGCUCUCGAAAAUGGCACUCUCAUCGGGACCACACAGUGAUAUACCCAUCUAA
Messenger RNA from Anopheles maculipalpis, 1204 nucleotides. RefSeq names its product RILP-like protein homolog (gene Rilpl). The coding region runs from base 8 to 1204 and encodes 398 amino acids. The record is from RefSeq and is a predicted model, not a curated record. Lineage: Eukaryota; Metazoa; Arthropoda; Insecta; Diptera; Culicidae. Gene Ontology annotation, cellular component: ciliary basal body; cytoplasm. The transcript is spliced from 3 exons. Gene Ontology annotation, biological process: cilium assembly.